Triplophysa rosa is the source of this 6685-nucleotide messenger RNA. RefSeq names its product unconventional myosin-VIIa (gene myo7ba). The coding region runs from base 1 to 6669 and encodes 2222 amino acids. The transcript has 47 exons. Gene Ontology annotation, cellular component: myosin complex; cytoskeleton. Lineage: Eukaryota; Metazoa; Chordata; Actinopteri; Cypriniformes; Nemacheilidae. The record is from RefSeq and is a predicted model, not a curated record. Gene Ontology annotation, molecular function: protein binding; ATP binding; cytoskeletal motor activity.
AUGGUGGUUUUAAGAAAGGGGGACUAUGUUUGGGUGGACUGCAGUGAUGGGGUACCGAUCGGAGCUGAAGUAGGGCUCUCAGAUACCGGACAGCUUCAACUCAUUGAUGAUGAGGGAAAGGAGCAUAAAAUUAAGAAGGAAAGUUCUCUGAAGCCCAUGCACGCCACGUCAGUGAAGGGCGUAGAUGACAUGAUACGUCUGGGUGACCUUAAUGAGGCAGGGCUGUUACGGAACCUUCUGGUGCGCUACAAAGAUGGAAUUAUCUAUACAUAUACAGGGUCUAUUCUUGUGGCAGUGAAUCCUUACCAGCUGUUACCCAUCUACACUCCAGAGCAGGUACAGCUGUACACAGACCGGCGUCUGGGAGAUCUUCCCCCACAUGUCUUUUGCAUCGCAGACAGCUGUUACUUCAACAUGCGCCGGAAUCGCAAAGACCAGUGCUGCAUUAUUAGUGGGGAGUCUGGAGCUGGAAAAACAGAGAGCACCAAACUAUUGCUGCAGUUUCUUGCAGCUGUAAGUGGACAGCGCUCCUGGGUUGAGCAGCAGAUUCUAGAGGCCAACCCUAUCCUAGAAGCCUUUGGUAAUGCCAAAACCAUCCGCAAUGACAACUCAAGCCGUUUCGGAAAAUACGUAGAGAUCCACUUUACCAAAAAUGGAGCAAUAGAGGGUGCCCGCAUUGAACAGUACCUGCUUGAGAAAUCACGUGUUUGUCGACAGGCAGCAGAAGAGAGAAACUACCACAUCUUUUACUGCAUGCUGCUGGGUAUGCCACUUGACCAAAAGAAGAUCCUGUCUCUAGGACAUGCCACGGAAUAUAACUAUCUCACCAUGGGUAAUUGCACUACCUGUGAAGGACGGGAUGACAUAAAGGAGUACGCCAGCUUCCGUUCAGCAAUGAAAAUCCUAACAUUUACAGAAAAUGACACAUGGGAAAUUAACAAGCUGCUGGCUGCCAUUCUCCACCUGGGGAAUGUAGACUUUGAGGAAACCAUGAUGAACAACCUGGAGGGCUGUGAUGUACUCACAUCUUCUCAUUUCAGCAUGGCUGCACAGUUAUUAGAGGUAGCCCCAAAAGCCCUGGAUGUGAGUUUAACACAACGAUCUUUGAUGACAAACAGGGAGAGCGUGUCUAAACCUCUCACCCCAGCACAAGCCAUGGACGGCAGAGAUGCUUUUGUAAAGGCCAUCUAUGGAAAGCUAUUUGUGUGGAUUGUAGAGAAAAUAAACAGCGCCAUUUACAAACCACCUCCUGAUGACCUCAAACACGUCCGACUUUCAAUUGGCUUGUUGGACAUUUUCGGAUUUGAAAACUUCAAAAACAACAGCUUUGAACAGCUCUGCAUUAACUUUGCCAAUGAGCAGCUUCAGCAGUUCUUUGUGAAACAUGUCUUCAAACUUGAACAGCAAGAAUAUGCCCGUGAAGACAUAGUAUGGAAGAACAUUGAUUUCAGCGACAACCAACGCACACUCGAUGUCCUGGCCAUAAAGUCUCUCAACAUUCUUUCCCUUAUUGAUGAAGAGAGUCACUUCCCUAAGGGCACAGACACUACCAUGCUCAACAAAAUGAAUCAAGUUCAUGGGAAGGAUGAUAUUUAUAUAUCUCCAAAGAAUAAUCAUGACACAAAGUUUGGAAUCCUGCAUUUUGCUGGACCUGUCUACUAUGACUCAAAAGGUUUUCUUGAGAAGAACAGAGAUGCUCUGAGUGGUGAUAUCAUUCAGUUAGUGCAAACAUCAUCAAAUAAGCUCCUAAACCAAAUAUUCCACAAUGAGCUUAGCACCGCAGAUGGAAAAACUACUACCAGUCACAUAAUUGUAACCCCAAAAAACUCACUCCGGCAAACAUCAGAGUCGGGUUCAAAGAAGCAGGUUCCCACAUUAACUGGUCAGUUUCGUCAGUCAUUGGACUCUUUAAUGAAGACUCUAACUGCCUGUCAGCCUUUCUUUAUUCGCUGUAUCAAACCCAAUGACUACAAGAAGCCUAUGCUUUUUGACAGGGAGCUGUGCAUUCGUCAGCUUCGUUACUCCGGCAUGAUGGAGACUAUCCGCAUAAGGAAAGCUGGCUAUCCCAUCCGCCACACAUUUGACGAGUUCCUGGAUCGCUACCGUGUCCUACUGAAGUCCAGUGUUUGUGAUCCCAAAACUGAGAGUGUCAAGAAAUGUUGUGAAAGCAUCUGUGAGAAUGUGCUGAUUGAAGAUGAUUGGAGGAUUGGCAAAACCAAAGUGUUUCUGAAGGAUUGCCACGAUACAGUUUUGGAAAUGGCACGAGACAAAGCUUUGAACGAGAAAGCACUUCUUAUUCAAAAAGUCCUCAGAGGAUUCAAAUACAGGAAAGCGUUCCUGAAAAAGAGAGCAGCAGCUGUGGUCAUACAGAAAUACUGGCGUGGACACAAAGUCAGAAAACUUUACAGAGUGGUCCAGUUGGGUUUUGCCCGUCUGCAGGCUCAAGUGCGAUCUCGGCAGAUGGCCUGGCAAUAUAAACAAAAGCAACAGGCAACUUUGCUGCUUCAGGCUCAGACCCGUGGCUAUCUGAUGAGAAAGGAGUGGAAACGAAAGCAAAAGGCAGUGAUGCUCCUCCAGGCUUACACCAGGGGAACUCUAGCCAGAAGGGCGGUCAAGAAGUUGAAGAGAGAUGAUUUACUUUCACUUCAGGAACGCAGGGCUGAAGAGCUUGCUGUUCUAGAGAGACAAAAGAAGUUAGAGUAUGUCCUGCAUCAGAAAAGAGAAAGAGAGGCAGCUGAACAGCUAGAGUCUAUCACUGACCAGGAAAUGGUGGAUGAUAUUUUUGGCUUCUUGCCUAGCAUGGUUGGAGGACAGGAAGGCCAGGCACCUGCUGGCUUUGAGGAUUUGGAGAGUAAACGGGCAGUCCUUGAGGAGGUGGAUCUGGAUGAUGCUCCACUAAUGGAAAUUCCAGAGGAAGACUAUGAUGAUUUGGAUGAGUACUCUUUUUCCAAAUUUGCUUCGAUGUACUUCCAGGGCACUGCUACACCUAUACAUAUUCGUCAGAGAAUACGUCAGCCUUUGCUUUACCAUGAGGAUGAAAAUGAUGUUCUGGCUUCCUUAACAGUUUGGUGGAUGAUUUUAAGAUUUAUGGGUGAUCUUCCUGAACCAAAAGUUCAAAAGAUCUCUAGAAAUGAACCAGGGUUAGCUGAUCGCUCGCUUCAGAAAGAUGUGGCCUCUCGACAAGGUAGACGCCUCAGCCAUAUGGUGGGCCUGGACCAGAGGCUGCGAAAUUCAAGAAACACACAGGACAGGAGUGUUACUAUUUCUGAUGAGGCUACUGGCAAAAGAAAGGCUUCAACUUUUACAGACAUUCUAUCUCGAAACAGAAAAGCAUCAAGUGUCUCAGAGGAGCUUCCAAACCGCAAAUUAUCUGCUAUACCAGAGCAGAAAAACAGAAAGGGCUCUACUUUCACUGAUCUAAUGUCCCAAAACAGAAAGACCUCCACAACACCAGUGAGGGAUCCACCAAACAGAAGGUCUAGUAGAAAACCAUCUAUCAUUUUAGAAGAGGUCGGGGAUGGGUCAGAAGUUUCAAAACCACCAACUGUGCAAACCGUUAGCGAAGAAGAUGAAAUGAAUGGAGAUGAACUUACUCUGGACCGCCCAAUGACAUCUCUUGAAAAGCUGCAUAUCAUAGUUGGAUAUGCCAUUGUCAGACGUGACCUUAGGGAUGAAAUCUACUGUCAGAUCUGUAAACAGCUCCAGGAAAACCCUAGUCGUGGAAGCUUCUUCCGUGGCUGGAUCCUUCUGUCGAUCUGCUUGGGCAUCUUCCCUCCUACUGAGCGCUUUAUUAAGUACCUGCAAAGUUUUCUUCGGUUUGGCCCUGUGGGAUAUGCACCAUACUGUGCAGAAAGACUAAGGCGCACAGUUUCCAAUGGAGUGCGUGGCGAGCCUCCCAGCUGGCUGGAGCUCCAGGCUACAAAGUCCAAGAAACCCAUUGCCAUCUCAGUCACCCUGAUGGAUGGCAGAACUGUCAGUUUACCUGUAGAUUCUGCAUCAACUUCUAAAGAGGUCUGCCAAGUUCUCUCACAAAAAGUCAGAGUUCAGGACAUAUUUGGCUUCUCGCUUUAUGUGGCUUUGUAUGACAAGGUGUGGUCUCUGGGUGGUGGCAGAGAACAUGUGAUGGAUGCUAUCUCUCAGUGUGAACAGGAAGUAAAGAGAAAGGGUGGGCAGGAGCAACAUGCCCCCUGGCGUCUCUACUUCCGUAAAGAAAUCUUCACACCUUGGCAUGACUGCAGCCAGGAUAAUGUUAGCACAGACCUUAUCUACAGACAGGUCAUCAGAGGUCUGAAGUAUGGAGAGUACCAGUGUGAAAAGGAGGAAGACUAUGUUGAACUUGCAGCAAAGCACUUCUAUGUGCAGUAUGGGUCAGACAGCAGUAUGGAGAAUGCCAAGACUGUUGUUCAGGAAUGCAUUAAUUCCAAACUGUUGGAGGCCAAGUCAGAGGCGAAAUGGGUCCAGAUGGUCAGCACAUCACAUGUCCAGGGCCCAUUUAUAAACUCUCGGACCAAGUCUGCUCAUGUGAAAGCAGAGGUAGUUGACUAUGCUCGCCAGAAGUGGUCCAUGUUCUUCUCAAAGUUUUUUGAAGUUGCCAAGUUAUCUGGUCCUGCUUUACCCAAGAACAAGUUCAUCCUUGCCAUAAACUCAACUGGAAUAACAUUCUUAGAUGAACGGGAAAAGAAUCUUCUGGUACUGUCUUACCCUGAUGUCACCGGGGUAAACACUAUUAGAGAUAGGAAGUCUGUGUGUUUGUUAACUCUGAAGGGAGACUUCACACUGAAUGCAGUCAUGGCUGCCGACAUCUCUGAUUUGGUAGCGAUGUUCCUAGCAGGCCUUAUAGAGCGUUCACAAUAUGCCGUUGCCCUACAAGAAGUAAACAGACAAGAUGAUCGAACAUUUCUCAGCUUUAAGAAAGCAGAGCUCAUUCUUCUUAUUAAAGAUGAUGAGUUUUCUGCUGAUCGUGGCUGGUUGAAGGGUAAGAAUGAACGAACUAAAGAAACCGGUGUAGUCCCUGCAGAUGCUGUUUUUAUUCUUCCUACUCUUACAAAGCCGACCAAUGAAGUCCUGAGCCUGAUCAGCUUGUCCCCUGAUCAGAGAAAGACCGUCAUAGAUAACAGUUUAAAAGGAACCAUUACUGAGAAAGUGGCUCCUGCAACCCUUAAAGAGUUCUCUAUUGAAUAUUUCAGGCAGCCCAUCAAAGAUGUGAGCAGACAGGUGAUAUCUAAGAAUGCACCACCUGAGAGGUUGUGGGCAAACUCCAGAGAACCCCUCAGACAGCCUCUGCUGAAGAGGCUGGUGGGAAAUCCAGAAUUAAGCCCUCAAGCCUGCCAAGCCUUCACUGCUAUUCUGAAAUACAUGGGUGACUACCCCACCAGACAGAUCCAGUCCCCCCUAGAGCUCACAGACCAGAUCUUUGGCCCACCUACACAUAAUGAAGCUCUCAGAGAUGAGAUCUACUGCCAGAUCAUAAAACAAAUGACCAGCAAUAACAACCGGUUCAGUAUGGAGCAAGGCUGGCAGCUGCUGUGGUUAUGCUGUGGUCUCUUCCCACCCAGUAGCUCUCUGAUGAAACAUGUUCAACGUUUUAUUGAGACACGCAAACGAGAGCCACUGGCCACUGACUGCCUCCAAAGACUCCAGGGGGCUCUGAGAAUGGAACCCAGGAAGCUUCCCCCUCACCAGGUAGAGGUAGAUGCCAUUCAGCAGAACAGCACCCAGAUCUUCCACAAAAUCUACUUCCCUAAUGACACUCAUGAGAUUUUUGAGGUAGCAACCAACACCCGGAUAAAAGGUUUGGUCCAGGCCAUUGCCAAGAAGCUCAUGUUGGUGUCAGCUGAUGGUUUCAGUAUCUUUGUGAAAACUCCAGAUAAGGUUCUGAGUCUGAAUGAAACUGACUACUUCUUCGACAGUCUAAGACAAAUUACAGAUUGGUCCAAAAGAGCAAAGAGAGUGAAUCAGAGUAGGUUCCUAGUGAAUGUGUCUUACAUGGUGUUCUUCAUGAGAAAACAAUGGUUCAAUGUCAUUCCUGGGAGAGAUGUGGAGGCUGAUGUUAUCUUUCAUUACCCACAGGAAUUACCUAAGUACAUGAGAGGUUAUCAUCAUUGCACUAAAGAAGACAUUGUGCAGCUCGGUGCUCUACUCUUCAGGGUAAAGGUGGGCAACGACAAAACUAAAUUUCCCAUGAUUCCAAAGAUGCUGAAGGACCUGGUGCCUAAUGACCAACUUAAAGCUAUGUCUGCCGAUGAAUGGAAAAAGCACCUUACUGCAGAAUACAACAAGCAAGCAGAUAUGACAGCGGAACAGGCCAUGACUGGCUUUUUGAAGAUCAUCUAUAAAUGGCCCACAUUUGGCUGUGCUUUUUUUGAAGUAAAACAAACAUCUGAGCCUAAUUUCCCUGACAUUGUGAGGAUUGCCAUCAGCAAACAGGGCGUCACCAUUAUCCACCCCAAAACAAAGGACAUUCUGGCAGUCCAUCCUUAUAACAAAAUUGCAAACUGGUCCAGUGGAAGCACAUACUUCCACAUGACUGUAGGAAACCUUGUCAAAGGAAACAAAAUCUUGUGUGAAACAUCCUUGGGCUAUAAAAUGGAUGACCUGCUGACAUCUUAUGUCAACAUGUACCUUAAUAAUGAGAGAAGAGGACAGAGAAGUCAUCAACACUUUGACUAAAUAUUCUAGUAUUUUA